Molecule: messenger RNA, 2007 nt
Organism: Thermochaetoides thermophila DSM 1495
Lineage: Eukaryota; Fungi; Ascomycota; Sordariomycetes; Sordariales; Chaetomiaceae
Product: nuclear distribution protein nudE-like protein
Exons: 2
Coding region: 1-2007 (668 amino acids)
Biological process (GO): vesicle transport along microtubule; centrosome localization; chromosome segregation
Cellular component (GO): kinesin complex; kinetochore; centrosome
Molecular function (GO): microtubule binding
Source: RefSeq, a predicted model, not a curated record
AUGAUUGAGCCGCCGACAUCCCCUCCAAAUUCCUCGACCAAACCCGAGGAAGCCCUUGCGUGGUACAAGGCACAGUAUGAGAUGCUGGAGCAGGAGCUCUCCGAGUUUCAGGCUUCGAGUAAGGAGCUAGAGGCCGAGCUCGAGAAGGAUCUGGAGGCAGCCGACAAGCGGGAGAGGGCAUUGAGAGAGAAGAUUGAAGGGUUGAGCUUCGAGGUAGAGGAAUGGAAGAGGAAAUAUAAAGAGUCCAAGGCCGAGGCAAGCGCAGCGCAGAGCAAUCUCGAAAAGGAGAUUACAUCUCUGCGCGAUGCCAAUCGGACGCUCCAGCUCAAGCUGCGCGACAUAGAGGUAGCCAACGAUGACAUGGAGCGCCAUGCCCGGCACACAACAUCAUCCCUGGAGGAUCUGGAAUCCAAGUACAACAUCGCAAUCGAACGGGGAGUUAUGCUGGAGGAGGAGAUCAAGCUGGGUGAGCAGGAGCGGGAAAGGUUACGAGUUGAGGCACAGAGGCUACGGGAAGAACUUUCCGACCUCAAAAUCGAAGCGGAGAUCUUGCAAGACAAGAUCCGCAAGCAAAAUUCGCAUAUGUCGAAUCUCUCGACCGACUUGACUAUCCCGGGCUCGCCGUCGUAUUUGCACUCACCGCGCUCCAAUACCAGCUCGCCUAUGAACAUCACGACACCACCAGAUACGAAGUCGCUGUCCACUAUCGACACUAUCUCAGAACCUCAGGAUCCACCAUCGCCGCCAAUGUCAGAUGUUUCUAUGCCUUUGCCUAAACUCUCUUCGCUCAAGACUCCGAACCGCCUACCGAGAAGCCGGUUACCCUCUGCCGAUUGCAGCAUUACCCCCAAGCCGAGACCGGUCAACGCAAGCUCAUCGUCCUCCAGGGGAGGUGCUCGCUCCGUCACCACCUCGAUCUCUUCUGAAACAAGAACAACCGAAACAAGGCCGCCUGAGCCCAGAAGGCCAAGGCCAUCCGGGCCACGCGAGUCGGCCGCGCUUCGAGCCGCACGUGCUGCAAGAGGCGUGUCAUCAACGAACUCACUUACUCACAUCAGGACUCUCACUGCCCAGAUGCAAAAGCUCGAGGCACGUGUCCACUCCGCUCGCUCCAAACUCCCAAACUCCGCGAACACGAAAGACACUCCCUUUGCCAGCGCUUUCACCAAUGCCUAUGGCCCUGACAACACUUACACGGGCAACCACAACUUCUCGUCCAGCAACCAUACUUACUCUAGCAGUACGAGCACACCGCCUCGGCCAUCGACUCGGUCUGCCAGUGGCAACGUCUCGGGCACGCUCAGUAUCCGAACACGAAAGCGCACUGUUGGAUCGAAUGCCUCAACCUCCAGCCAGACCAGCGACGAGCAACUCCCGCCCCCGAGUCUCGCGCAGUCUCGCCAUCCCCCUUCAGCCUCCCGAAGCAGCAUUGCCAGCGCAAGCAAGCACGUCCCGCGUCUCAGUUCAUCAUCCGGAGUUUCGCGAUUUUCUCACGGGCCCCUACCAAACCGCAACCCAACUGCCAAUGGCUCAACGAUCAACCACCACACCCCUUCCCAUAAGUCAACUGACUCAGAUCUCUACUCCCGCCCCAGCAGCCGAACCAGCAUGUCUAGCAGCACAUACGGCCGACCGCCCAGCCGGGCGGCUGAAUCCGCGAUUCCGAUACCUUCUUCCCGACCCAUGAGCCGUGCAAGCAGCACUCGCACACCGCUCUCGCGCCCACGCAGCAGUAUGGGUGUGCACAACUCAGUCUAUAGCCAUGGCCACAGCGGCAGCAUGAGCUACACCACCACCAACGAGGCCGCCGACGAGUCACUGCUUGAAGACGACGAGUCUGACUACCGACGAACGCCAACUAGGCGUGGCGGCUAUGAAACGGGUAUCCCACUUCCGGGUAGCGGCAUUCCGGUACGGUCUAGAAGACCCAGCGGGGCGUCGUCUGUUUCAGGAAUGAGGAGGGUCAGCAACGCGAGGGUAUACGAAGAUUUGGGAGAGACGUAUUGA